AUUUGUAUUGUCAUCUUACCAAAUUAAAUGUAUGCACAUGCACAAACAACUGCACACUUUGUGGUGCAACAAGUAGGUGCAGUACCGGCCUCCUACCAAGAGGGGCGCUGAGCAACAUCAUGUGACCCUUUUAUCCCAACUGGCACCGCACGCGGAAGGAAACCCGCCAUUGAAGCAACCUCACAACGUGAGCGUUUCGUUUAUGUGCACACUGUUAAAAAGGUGCCAAUUUUUCAUCUUAUACCUACCGCUGGUAUUUUGUUGGAGUCAUGGCGUACAGAGGACAAGGACAGAAGGUCCAGAAGGUUAUGGUGCAGCCCAUUAACCUAAUUUUCCGGUAUCUACAAAAUCGUUCACGCAUCCAGGUCUGGCUGUAUGAGCAGGUGAACAUGCGGAUAGAGGGCUGCAUCAUUGGCUUUGAUGAGUACAUGAACCUGGUUCUAGAUGAUGCUGAGGAAGUCCACAUGAAGACCAAGAACAGAAAGCCGCUGGGGAGGAUCAUGUUGAAAGGAGACAACAUUACCUUGCUGCAGAGUGUGUCUAACUAGGACAAUGGAGACACCUACAAAUUUUUCCUUCUUUUGGUUUUGCAAAUGGUAUUGAGUGUGUUUGUGUUUAUAUAACAUGAAUAUUGUUAUUUCUUUCUACCACAUGUUUCCAUUUUGAGAAUAAAGAUUUUUUUCCUUACA
This is a messenger RNA of Chelmon rostratus (copperband butterflyfish), 689 nucleotides long. It is a transcript of the gene snrpe, whose product is annotated as small nuclear ribonucleoprotein polypeptide E. Bases 270 to 548 code for a protein of 92 amino acids. Gene Ontology annotation, cellular component: U2 snRNP; U4 snRNP; precatalytic spliceosome. Gene Ontology annotation, molecular function: RNA binding. Lineage: Eukaryota; Metazoa; Chordata; Actinopteri; Chaetodontiformes; Chaetodontidae. Gene Ontology annotation, biological process: mRNA splicing, via spliceosome; spliceosomal snRNP assembly. The transcript has 5 exons. The record is from RefSeq and is a predicted model, not a curated record.